GAUAAGAUCAGCGGUUUCUUCAUUGCCCCUCUUCACAAGAGCCAUCACAAAGUCGACCGCUGUCAACACCAACAAACACAAGGUAAUUCCAGUGAUAUACACUCUUUGCCCAAAGUGAAAUUGAUAAAAAUGACGGACGAAAUCAAUACUUCUCGAACGAAAAAGGACAUGAAGGAAGCACCACCUCCACCCAUUAUAUCAAAUAUUAAUUUACAAGAAUUGCCAGAAAAUAUUAACUGGAAUAAAACUAUUACCGAAGGCAAUUUGGGUGAUGAUGAUGAAUUACAAAAUUUGUCUUAUUCCGACAUAGACUGUAGCAGUUCCUGUAACAUUGUUUCGAGCAUCGCAUCUGUAAAUAGACAACAAGUGAUCCCAAGCGAAAAAAAUGUGUCUUCUUCAACUCAUAGCACAACAUUGGGCUUUAUACCCGAGCCUGCAGCCAAUGGAAUUGUCAAGGGUAAACAAAUACAUCCAAUUCGAAAAGCCAUAUAUAAAACUGGCAAACUGUUGGAGUUUUCACCCAAAAUUUUAUCAAUAAGUCAUAAACGAGACUGGCUUAGAGUAGAUUGCGCUCUUGACACUGCAGAAUGGUUUAAAUCAAAUAUAGAACACAUUCAAAAACUUGCUUCUCAAAAGGUGAAUAUUGCGGAUAAGAAUAUUUUGCCUUCCACAAUCAUAAUACAAGGAGAAUUCCCCAACAACUCACGCAUAGAUAAAAGAAAGAUUUUAGCAUUAAUUCAAACACAUUAUCCAGACUUGAAUGUUUCGAUGUGGAAAUGUUUUGAAAGGAAGCAAGACACUAUGAUAUUUGAAGUCGAUACUGUAUCCUGGUGUAAACUUCUAUAUAGCGGUGGUAACAUUUCGUGUGAAAACAAACACAUAAAUCUGAAAAUAAAGCAGCAAACACUGUGUUCCGGAGUAGAAGUUAAGCCAUGUCGGCAGAAAAGUGGCCUCCGGGUGCGAACUAUAUUUUCCGAGUGUCAUGUAGAUUCGAGCGAAAAAGUCUUAGCGGUUAUCAAGCAACAAAAUCAGAACCUUUGUGUUUCCCAAUGGAUAGCUGAAGAUAGAAGACCGGAUGAUUUAUAUGUUACUUUUGAUGUGGAUGAAUAUUCUUGGCAAAGACUUCAGCAGGCCAAUGGCUUCAUUACUUACCUCCAGGGGCAGAUCGCCUAGAAAUGUUGCAGUCGAAAUGGGAGCCAUCCACAAAAAUUUCUUGCCAUCGCAGGGUACAAGUUCAGUUUUCCUGUAGCAGUGGCUAUUCUUAUGAAACCGUUUUGGCUGUAUUAAAAGCACAAACUGAUUUUAAUAUUUCCCAGUGGGAAGUGUUGCCUCAAAAUACAGAAGAUAAUAUAAAUUUCUCUUUCAAGAUAGAUAAGAGUUCUUGGCAAAAGCUUUUGCAAAGAAAUUGUAGCAUCAGAUAUCGUUUUUGGACCGUAGGCCUUAGCCUCAAUCAAGGAAUAUGAGUUAGAAACUGAGGAAGUUUUGGGAAAUAUUACAAAUAUCAUAGAUAAAGGUAACCUUCUGGACAAUUCCAGUGUCCCUCUUCGGCACUACUUUGUUUAAGGCUGUUUUCCUUAAAGCAAUGGCUGUUCUUUGGACAAAAUCAUGAAUUUCAUUAAAAUUCAAAAUUCUCUGGAUAUCUCCUCAUGGAAACCGAUGCCAAGAAACUCAGAAGAUGUAUCACUUUUAGGCUUUGAAGUAGAUUACACCACCUGGCAUGAGUUGAAAAAGCGCAAAGGUCUUAUUGCCUAUCGAUUUGGUCAAGUACAACUUAAUAUGAGAGUAAAAAAUGAGUUUGAUAAUAAAAAAUGCGAUGUUCUGGAUCCCGAAGAAAGCAGCCUCUUGAAAUCUUCAAUUAAACAUUUAAUACAUGGCAACUUUCCACGCCGUAAUGCCUAUUCGCAGGAGAAUGUCUUGUCUCUUAUUGAGGCACAAAAUUCUCUGGACGUUUCUUCAAGGAAACUGAUGCCAAGAAGCUCGCCUGAUUACAACAAGCAAAUUGGACUAUUUCUUAUCGAUUUGGUACAAUUAAACUUGAGCCAUGCUGUGAACAAAAUUCAACUGAAAUUAAAACGCAAAUCGUUGAAGCUACCAGCAGUAGUAGUAGUAGUAGUGGUAGUAAACUGGACAACCACAAGACAACUUUUCUUCCAAGUUACAAAGAAAAUCCUACAUCUUAACAUUUGGUUCGUGGCAUAUUUCCAAAUAGCAGUGAAUAUUCUGAUGAUAAAAUUUUGACUCUUAUACAAACUCAAAAUAAAAUGAGCAUAGCAGAGUGGAAGCCCUUGAGUCAAUCAGCUGGUGAUGAACCAUACAAAACUUUAGAAAUAGAUGAUAAAUCCUGGCAGCAAUUACAAAAAUGGAAUGGUUAUUUCUUAUCGAUUUGGUAAAGUCAUUUUGGAAAAUAUUUCAAAGAUGAAUAAUGAACAAACUAAACCAACUCAAAAGGAAUUAUCCUCGGAAUGUGAAACUGAAUGUUCAGAGUCACAACUUCUAAAAACAACAACUGGCUGCACUCCGGAACAAUCAAACCAUUCACAAGGCCAGACAGAGGAUACGUUGAACCGCUUGGCACAACUAAAAAAUAGAAUUGCCUAUCGAAAAUGAAUGAUUGAAUAGAGAAAAUUUCAAACCUAAUAUAAUCAAUUAGCAUUCGUGUAUUGGAACCACAUCAUUCUUUCGAAGACUCAAAAUUGUAAUUUCUAAAAAUGUUUAUAUAUAUAUAUCAAUAUUUAACUUAUAACAACUGCAUUGGAAUUUUUAGAACCUGUUUACAUCUACACCCCUGAGACGCACCAGUAAGAUUUUUAAAUGAUGAACAAGAUGUGUAAAAAUCUUUAUACAGCUAUUUUGCUUAUCUUAACUCCUUUGAUUGUAAUUUAAAGGAACAUAUGUAUUUAUGUAUCUAUUUACCUGAAAUAUCAGCAAUCUAUUCCUAUGAUCAAAAAGUUACACCCUGUUUACACUGCUCUUUAAAUCCGUAUGUAAUGGCUCGACCAGCUGUUUUACCCUCUAUAAAAUCAGCUGACGAGAGCCUUAAAUCCGGAUUUAAUGAACAGUGUAAACGGGGUUUUAAAAAUUAAGUUCGCUCGAAUUUCAUUUAUUGAAAUUUGAGGAUUUUACAUCUAAAUGAACAUCUAUGGGCUUCUUAAUCCUUGAAGCAUACCAUUGGCAUAAAAAUGAUCCAAAAUCCUAUGUUUUUAAGCAGACUUAAAAAAUAAAAUUAAUUUACCACCAAUGUUAAAGUUUUUAUACUCCAAGGCGUAUUAUCAGGUGGCCGCAUCAACCCAGCUGAGAGAAUUUGAUAUGUCAACUCAUUUUUGAA
Stomoxys calcitrans (stable fly) is the source of this 3325-nucleotide messenger RNA. RefSeq lists its product as uncharacterized. The transcript has 5 exons. The record is from RefSeq and is a predicted model, not a curated record. Bases 130 to 1173 code for a protein of 347 amino acids. Lineage: Eukaryota; Metazoa; Arthropoda; Insecta; Diptera; Muscidae.